This is a messenger RNA of Vigna umbellata (rice bean), 666 nucleotides long. RefSeq names its product PLAC8 family protein. The record is from RefSeq and is a predicted model, not a curated record. Lineage: Eukaryota; Viridiplantae; Streptophyta; Magnoliopsida; Fabales; Fabaceae.
GGACUAUUUGACUGUCAUGAGAAUCAGACAAAUGCUGUUAUGACAUCAUUUUUCCCGUGUGUAACAUUUGGGCAGACAGCAGAAAUAUUAGAUGGCGGAGAACUUAGUUGUCAUCUGGGGAGCUUCAUUUACCUAUUAAUGAUGCCUGCUUUGUGCUCUCAAUGGAUAAUGGGGUCAAAGUACAGAACAAAGUUGAGAAAGAGGUAUAAUUUGGUUGAAGCACCAUACACAGACAUAGUCUCUCACAUAUUUUGUCCAUGUUGUUCCCUUUGUCAAGAGUUCAGAGAGCUAAAAAUCAGAGGACUUGACCCUGCUCUUGGAUGGAAUGGAAUUCUUGCACAAAAGCAUGCAAAACAGCAAAGUGAUCAAACACUGAACAAUCCUCCUUCAAACCAAUUCAUGUCCAAGUGAACACAUUCACGGUGGAGCUGUUAAAAUUAAACUGAGUUGUAAUUCUUUUGAUUCGUUCUGUGCUUGUUUACUUUUUCAUGUCUGAUACUUGUGUCUGAAUUCUAAGAAAGAAAAUAAAGCCGAAAGGUGGCAAGUUUGGUAUGAUAAGUAUAUCACUGUAUAAAUUGUUGCAUCCAUUCUUACAUGGAGGAGAGUCUUACUGUAUAAAAUCUUUGGAAGAAUAUAAAGUAAUAUAAGAUUUGUACCUUUUACUAA